Molecule: messenger RNA, 1514 nt
Organism: Pygocentrus nattereri (red-bellied piranha)
Lineage: Eukaryota; Metazoa; Chordata; Actinopteri; Characiformes; Serrasalmidae
Gene: pym1
Product: PYM homolog 1, exon junction complex associated factor
Exons: 3
Coding region: 36-665 (209 amino acids)
Biological process (GO): exon-exon junction complex disassembly
Cellular component (GO): exon-exon junction complex; cytoplasm
Molecular function (GO): RNA binding
Source: RefSeq, a predicted model, not a curated record
UCCGCCAUGUGAACGGAAACCCCGCAUCUGGCAAGAUGGCGACUCCCUAUGUAACGGAUGAGUCUGGAAAGUACAUUGCUGCUACACAGCGGCCAGAUGGAACAUGGAGGAAACCCCGGCGAGUGAAGGAGGGAUACGUACCACAGGAGGAAGUGCCGGUCUACGAGAAUAAAUAUGUGAAGUUUUUCAAGAGUAAACCUGACCUCCCCCCUGGCUUGAGUCCAGAGGACGCAGUGGUGGCUAAGCAGCAGCACCAACAGCAGCCGGCUAAGGGAGGAGACAAAGAGGGCGAGACUGCCGGACUCUCCAAAGCAGCUAAGCGCAACAUGAAGCGCAAAGAGAAACGCAAACAGCAGCAACAGGCUCAGGCCCAAGGCCAGCAGGAAUCAUCUGAGGAGGUGGAGUAUCUGGGGAAAGAUCUUGAGAAGGUGGCGGUAGCAUCUGAAGAGCAGAACAACACAGCUGCCCCAGCUGAUCCGACCAUCGCAGCCACUGAGAAAGCCAAGAAGAUCAAGAACCUGCGGAAGAAGCUUCGGCAGGUGGAGGAGCUGCAGCAGAAACUGGACUCAGGAGAGCUACAGAACCCCUCCAAGGAUCAGUUGGACAAACUGGGGCGGGCCCAGGCGUUACGGGAUGAGAUAAAGCAACUGGAGGGAGAAUUGUGAAGCAGACUGCCCAUAAAAGGAGAGGGGAGCAGGGAGGGUGUUUUUUUGUGGAUUUGUCUUGUUUGGAGGCUGUGACACUAUAUACUAUACUUUUGAAUCUAGACUAGACCUUCAUUUGUUCCAGUUGGCCUGAUUCCAGGUGUAAUGCCCAAGCAAUCCCUCUGCCAAGCAGUGAAGCAGGGAUAAGCAAAUAUCUUUUAUAAAAAUAAUAGUGCUCUUAUUACUCUUGACCUUGUUUUUCCCCAGAGCAGUACUAAUCAUGAUCUGUGGCUCAAGUGCAGUUCUGCAUCCCUGCAAGUUGGACCUUUCCAAAAGGGGAAAAGUGGCUGGGGGGAAAGAAGAUUGAGACCUUUUUCUCAGUUGGAAUUGGAUCACCGUGUCUUUUCUAAUAAUGGAGGGAUCCCACUUUGACAAAGCUAUAACGUUGUACAGUAAAGCAGCGCACACUACCAUUUCUUCAUACUCAUGUCUGACUGAAAGAACAGAAUACCACUUCAAUGAUGAUCGAUUUCUAUGAGGAGCACAAGGACUUGAAUGGCUUCAGAAGGUCUCUUCAUGUUUUAAAAUGUGUGAUCUCCAUACCAGUCUCAGUAAGAUACAGUAUAUUGUGAGUCCAAAGUUACUUGCACAACAAGUAUGGAACGGAUAUAGUUAUGGCCUGAACAAGAAAGACAGUACUUAAAACAUCAGCCCAGUCAUUUUUUCUUGCUUUCAGGAGUCCUUUUUAUUGUAUAUGUUGUGUGUGUAUUGUUUUUGUUUUUUUUUUUGUUUUUUUUUUAAAACUUUAGUAUUUGUCAAAUAUUAAACGGUAGUAUUCUAUUACAUUAAAGCGGCAAAAAAUCCACCCUA